AUGCCCCAAAAGUUGAAUCACACUCCAUCUCUUCUACAAAGAGUCAUUGCUAGUACAUUGGCUGUGGGUGCUGGUAUCUGGUUUUUGCUGAGGGUGGGUAAGGAUUUCCAAUAUAUCAAAUUUGAGCCUCAUACACCAGAGGAAGUUGAACGCAGAAAAAGAGAGCAUGAAGGAUUAAGCAUAAAGUACCUUGAUACCCGGACGCUAGAAUAUACACCUGAAGCCAAGCAACGUCUAGAAAAAAUGAUUGAGGCUAAGAGUCGAGAAUCCGAUGACAGUGACAAAUAA
Messenger RNA from Priceomyces carsonii, 288 nucleotides. RefSeq lists its product as uncharacterized. The transcript has a single exon. Lineage: Eukaryota; Fungi; Ascomycota; Pichiomycetes; Serinales; Debaryomycetaceae. The record is from RefSeq and is a predicted model, not a curated record. The coding region runs from base 1 to 288 and encodes 95 amino acids.